AGUUCAACCGGGGUUUCGCAAUGGUCGUAAAAGCGACAGCACACCCCACUUGUCCCGGGCUAAAGACUCAGCGGUUGUAUGAAUGAAGUUCGGCACAGCGUGUCCCGCUUCUGCUCUGCGCCGGCCGGACUCCGGGAGUGACACUUGCUGCCACCGACAGGAUGGAGUGGCUGUGCCAGCGAUGCCAUAAAGAGGCCGUUUUCCACUCGCUCGUUCGGUCGGUGCUGCUCGUGUCUUGUGUGCUCUUGGUCCUGUCCGUGUCCAUCUAUCCCGGGUUGUGGUCCAUCGGCGUCCAGCUUCAUUCGGCCUUCACGGGGAGCUACGUACCGGGCCACCACUCUGUCCUUCUCCUCAACAGUCCCAACGAACAGGCAGCCAGGGACAUUGGCAGGGCGAUCAUGGAGAGGCGGCUGGCAGCCAGUAUUAACAUUCUCUCCAGGACCUCCACAAUGUACUACUGGAAAGGCGAAAUCCAGGAUGCAAGUGAAAUUCUGAUGCUGGUGAAAACAAAGACCUCCAGGAUCCACCAAGUCAUAGAUUAUGUGAGGUCUGUCCACCCCUAUGCAAACCCAGAAGUCCUCAGCUUCCCGGUGGAGGACGGCAGUCUGGCCUACAUGAAGUGGAUGGAUGAAGCCAUUCCAGAUGACUGAUACAUCGUUAAAAUCAAAGCAAACCUCAGCAUGGACUGCAGCCGAACAAGGAAACUGAGCCAUGUUUACAUGCUGUUGUUUGAAGGUUCGGAAAGCACUCUGUUGAACAAAAGUUCAGUACAUGAACAUUUACAUUAUUUGUUGCUCUGACCCUUUCACUGUAAAUUCCACAAUGUACUGUGGAGAUUUGAUUUCAGUCCUUCAAAGAGCUUUAUACCAAAGCCACAGGAAAUACUUGUUUCUGAUUGAUUGCCAGCUGUCACUUAAAAUCGUAUAACGGGACAAGUGAAGCAUAGUUCCAGUCGACCGCUACAGUACAUUAUCAGUUCAUUAUCACCGGUAAAACUGACGCGGAUUAAACUGGAUUAAACUGACCACAAGCUAACUUUUAAAAGUGAAUGAAAAACGGUAUUACGCAGUUCUUUUUCUCCACCUCACCACCAUCAUUGCUUAUAUGCACUUCUUAUACAGGUAAGACUAUCCUCUAAUAGCAGUCAUCCUUAUUUGUGUAUUGAGUAUUUGCAUUUGAUGAGACAUGAUCUCUAUUUCCUUUUUUUUAUGCACUUACUUAAGAGGACAUCACUCUUCCUUGAGCUUUAACAUGGUAAUUGUCUCUACUUGAACACACUGAAGGCAUACCGAAGACUAUACUAUACUGAUAACUAUAGUACUAGGGUUUAUCAUAGUCAUGUACUGCCUGUUACUGAACAUAACAUUGCCCACACAUACAUAUUACCUUACGCUUAUAAGAACUAUAGUUAGUGUUACGAAUUCUUAAAAACGCUGAGUCCUAACGAAAAGAAACCUGAUCAGCAACGCUCAGAAGAACAGCAUGCCAGAGCAAUCAGUACUUGAUUUGUCAGGCUGUAGAAGAGGGACACAAACACCUGUGCACAUGUGGUGUUAAAAUUUCCUUUAUCGGUGUGAAGGAUGCAGUUAGUGACGCUGAACCGUUUGCCUUGUGAAUUGUUUGUACAAGUAAAACUAAAAGGGCAAUAAUGCUGAAUUUCAGGCAUGUUCUGCUCCAGGUUAGCUCAGCUUAUACUAAUAAAACAUUUACGAGCAUUGUGUAUAACCUCAAAUAAAGCUACACACAACUACUGUGGAUAAAUUAACAAACAGAUAUGACUGACAUUACUUUGCAUUAUUGAACAUCUUGACCAUUCUAGGACCUCUGUUUCCCUUCACCUCCUGUGUCUCUUACAUGUAUGGCCAAGAGCUAUUGUUCGGUUUGAAUAUAAAAGAACUGCUGCUGAUCAGAGCACGUCUCCCUUGGAUAACACUUCCUUGAUCUCCCCAGGAAUAGUCUUGCCAAAUAAAAGCCAAGUUAAGUAUCAAAAACAAACUAAUCAGGUGUCAGUAACACUUGCGCAGUGAGCAACUUGAGCAAUUCGAUUCAUGUUUGCUUUAACAAAUAUGAUUUGGACAUAUGGCACAUGACCAAAGAUGUAGCACAUCAGUUUCCCAGCACGAUUAUUAUGAUGUGCCGCUAAAUGUUCUGUUCAUUUUCAGAAAGAGCAUCGAUGUUGUUAGAGACAACAAGUCUUCUAGGUAUACCAUGUCAUACUGGUGGUCAUAGAGAACUCGUCAGCCAUGCAUGCUUACCUCAUUAAACAAAAAUACGCGCUAAGCCUCAGUCUGCAGAAAGAGUUUCCGGCAUGAGGCCCCAACAAAGAAACUGCAGACAUAGUUUAGUUGGGUGUUGUGUCAUGUGGAGCCAAAAUAAUCCUCCCCAUCAGGUACAGAGGUCAGGCCAUUUGGUGGCUCUGUGUGUGUGUGUGUGUGUGUGUGUGUGUGUGUGUGUGU
Messenger RNA from Xiphias gladius (swordfish), 2456 nucleotides. Its product is annotated as protein CutA homolog. The transcript has 6 exons. Bases 162 to 650 code for a protein of 162 amino acids. Gene Ontology annotation, molecular function: copper ion binding. NCBI's taxonomy places the organism in Eukaryota, Metazoa, Chordata, Actinopteri, Istiophoriformes, Xiphiidae. Gene Ontology annotation, biological process: response to metal ion. The record is from RefSeq and is a predicted model, not a curated record.